Molecule: messenger RNA, 1086 nt
Organism: Mesocestoides corti
Lineage: Eukaryota; Metazoa; Platyhelminthes; Cestoda; Cyclophyllidea; Mesocestoididae
Source: the annotation of a GenBank genome assembly
AUGGGGAAAACCCUCAUGGAUGGCAAGUCUAAGAACGAACGUCCCACCAAGUCAGAGAGCUUUGACAGUUUCCGCGAAAUUAAAAUGCUCACUACGAGUGGCGGCAACGCCAACAACGGUCAGAGAAGAAACGGCGAGGCACGACAACAGCGUAAUCCAGCAGACGCGUUGGGCACACGAUCUUCGGUAGCCCAACGAUUAGGCCACUUUCCAGGGCCUGGAAGUAUAGGCGAAGAGGAUGAAGAGGAGAGCGCAAGUCCCCAGAGCGACUCAAGGCUAUUUCAAUCCAAUCAGCGUUUUACCCCUUCAGCUCCACCUCGAACCCGCAUCCUUGACACCCCCGAGUCAAUCCAUCUCACCUCGAAGUCUGGACAGCAUCCAACCUACCAGAAGUCGUAUGACUCGCCAGGUAAGAAGGCACUUGCCUCGCAAGACCAUCGAAGACAACAAUCACCAACAAAGCAAUCCUUUCCCCACAAAUCACCGAAUUCAUCACCUGAAAAAGGACCCAGCUUUCCUAAAGAUGGAGAAAACUACAGGGGCGAGGUGCAUGUGUCGAAUGAGGAGACCGAGAAGAUGGAUUGGUUCACCUCACUUCUAACCGUCCUUUCCAUGAUCAUCGUCGUAAUGACCUUCCCCUUCUCCAUGAUCUUCUGCCUGAAGAUCGUCGCCGAGUACGAAAGAGCAGUCAUUUUGAGAAUGGGACGCCUGUUGCCGGGCGGUCAGGGAACUCGCGGUCCCGGCUUGUUCUUCGUGCUCCCCUGUAUAGACAGUGUGCGGACCGUCGAACUCCGUACGGUCACCUUCUCAAUUCCACCCCAGGAGGUGCUCACGAGGGACUCGGUGACCGUGGCUGUGGACGCUGUUGUCUACUACAGAAUAUGCAACCCGGCCUUGUCCAUCCUCAACGUGGAGGACGCGGCGAGAUCAACUCGACUGCUUGCACAGACUACCCUUAGGAAUGUGUUGGGUACAAAGGAUCUUGCUCAAAUUCUCAUGGAUAGGGAGGAGAUGUCGGCUACCAUGCAAGCGACUAUUGACGCCGCUACCGAGGCAUGGGGUGUAAAGGUGAGUUUUGUUAACUGA